Molecule: messenger RNA, 518 nt
Organism: Chiloscyllium plagiosum (whitespotted bambooshark)
Lineage: Eukaryota; Metazoa; Chordata; Chondrichthyes; Orectolobiformes; Hemiscylliidae
Source: RefSeq, a predicted model, not a curated record
ACUCCUGGUCCUAGCUCUAAUUUUUUUCUCUGUAAGAGGUUUCUCACUUCAUACCUUAAGGGUUCCCUCUAGUGGGAUCUUUGAUAAAAAAAAACACAGAUGAGUUGCUGAAAUCUCCUCUCUACACCAUGGCUGACACUACUCCAGUCCGGAAUAACCACGUCUUUGAUGAGGAGGCAGUGGAGAGAGUUCUGUCUGCAGGGAUCCCAGGGUUUCCUCAAGACCCGGGGCAACCUUUCACCGUCAGACAGUACAGAUGGGGACAGUCCAACCCAACAUUCCGUUUACAGAAGGGAGACAAAGAGUAUGUGCUGAGGAAGAGACCCCCUGGGACACUCCUGAAAGGAGCACAUCAGGUGGCUAGAGAAUACCGGGUGCAAAAGGCAUUAUUUGAGGUGGGAUUUCCUGUACCGAAGCCAUUGAUGUUUGUAGAUGACCAUUCCAUUGUUGGCACUGACUUCUAUGUGAUGGAGUGUGUGCAGGUGAUGUUCAGGGUUAUAUUCACUUGCAAAUAUUAA